This is a messenger RNA of Trichosurus vulpecula (common brushtail), 2410 nucleotides long. It is a transcript of the gene GGN, whose product is annotated as gametogenetin. The record is from RefSeq and is a predicted model, not a curated record. Gene Ontology annotation, molecular function: ubiquitin protein ligase binding. Lineage: Eukaryota; Metazoa; Chordata; Mammalia; Diprotodontia; Phalangeridae. Gene Ontology annotation, biological process: gamete generation; double-strand break repair.
AUGGGGGUUGGGGAGAUCGUCUCGGCGCCCCCUCCUUCCCCAAGCACCUGCCUCGGUGCUCCCGGCGGGCUCCCAAGUGGCGGUGGCGGCUGCCUCUGCCUCCUCCUCUUCCUCCUCCUCCCUCCUUCCCUCCCUCGCUGUGGUGGUGGCGACGGAGCCCGGAACGGGGAGCCGGGCUUGGGGGGGGGGAAGGAUGGGACUCGAAGGGGCCGGAUUCUUAAAGGGCGAGGCCUGGGCGGAGCUGAGGAGGGGGAGCGUUCUCAAGGGGCGGGGCUGUUGUUAUUUGUCCGCUCUGGCCGUUCCCCUUCCCUCCUCUCCUCGGGGCUUGGUGUGAGCCCACACCUGGUCGGGAGCCCAAGUCCCACCCGGGAGCCGCCUCCCCCACCCCCCACCCCUCACCCCGGGCUGGGAAUGGGCAACGUGCAGUCUGAGCCGCCCGGCUCAGAGCCCGGCAAGUCCCGUGCCUCGCGGAAGGAGCCGGCCUCGGACCGCCCUGUCAACGCCAGCCGCCGCGGUCCCCUGACCGAGGCAGAGUCGUCGCCAGCACCCUCAGCCCCAGGCCCCCCUACCCUGCGUUUGGCCCGCGGUCCAGGAGUCUGGUUCCCCGGAGGCCCCACCACACCAGGGCUUUUGGCGCCCCCCGAGGGUGCCGCCGGGGCCCUACACUCACAGCCUCAGCCUGCUCCGCUGGUCCCUGCACCGCUGGACCUGCAGCCGCCCUCUGGACUUCCGCCCGAGGAGUCUCCUCCGACGGCGGCCGGAACUGCAGGGCCGCUGCUUCCUACGCCCCCCAAGUGGCGAAAUCCGCUGGGGACGCCUGUACCCCGGAUCCGGGGCCUGCUAGAGGCGCGCCACCGAGGCCAGGGAGACCCACCCGGCCUUCGCCUGCUGCCCGCACCCCCGCCCCCGUCCCUACCCACUCCACAACCUCCAGCGGACGGGCCAGAGCCUUCAGUGAGACCAGCCCUGCCACCUCCGCCCCCACCCCCGCCCCCAGAACCUCAGAAACCGCCUCCCGAACGAGAGGCACCCCCGGGCCGUAGAAGCGCCCCUCCUGGGGGCUCCCCUCGAGGCGGCGCGGGCGAAGGCAGGGCGCGUCAGACUGGCAGCCCUGGGAGGGAGGGUCCAGCGACCGGAGGCGGUGAGGGAGAACCCCCGCCGGCGGUUGAGCCGGGCCUCAGCCUGCUGUGUAAAGUGACCUUCCAGUCCGGCUCCCUUCUGGCCGGCGGGGCCGCCGUGCCUCCCAAGCCCCCGGCUCGCGGGGGCGGCCUGCUCUUUUCCUCUGGAGCCAUCUCGUAUGCUGAGGCCCUAAAGCAGGGCUCCCCGGGGCCUGGGUCCCCUAGGACCCCAGGAGAGGCUAUCCGGGGUACCUUGGAGACAGAGGGUGGGGAGGGGGAUGGAGAGGGGCCCGCUGGGUCCCCCCCGGCUGUGCCACCAGCCCCACCUCCUCUGCCAGCACCCCGGGCUCCACCCCCACCUUACGCCCCCUUUCCAGGAGCUAAGCCCAAGUUCGAUUGGGUGACCCCGCCUGAGGGCCCUGAACGCCACUUUCAGUUCAACGGGGCCAGCGGAGGUAGCGGCAGCGGUGUGGGGGGAGCUAGGCGGCGGGGAUCCGGGCUGUCCGGGGCGGCUGCCCCUUGGGGGGCACCACCUCCGCCACCACCACCUUUACCUGCUCCUGGGCCUCGCAGGCCGGGCCCAGCGCUCCUGGCACCCCCAGUCUUCAUCUUCCCGUCUCCCUCCCCGGCCGACGGGGAGACCCGGACUCCGGCUGUCCAGGUUUCCCCAGGGCCGCAAGAAGCCCCUCAGCUGUCGCCGCCGCCGCCGCCACCACCCCCGCUCCCACCACCUCCGCCUCCGCCACCAGCUCCCCCGGCGUCUGCUUUGCCUGAAGCACCUCCCACCCCGGUACCAGCGCCGACUCCAGCCGUACAGUCUCCCCGGGCUGUGGGCCCUCCGUCCCCAGCCCCUGCCAAGCCGCGGACCAGGAAGAACAAGGGCCCGCGGAGCGGUAGGGGCGGCCCCGCGCGGGAGGAGGGCGCGAGUGGCGAGGGUCCCCGCGACCGGGCGGCCCCGGGCCAGGGCCAGCCCGCUGAGAGUGGCGGCCCCCCCCCAGCUCGCCACUGGCCACCAUUCCAGGUGCUCAGCUCCUGCCCUUGCAAGUGCUACUGUCGCCACCAGCCCCGGCACCGCCGGCUGCCCCGCAACGUCUCAGCCUGGCUGAGCACCCCCACCAACCAUCUGAGCGAACCCCCUUGGGUGGCUACGGUCAAGCUGGCUGGCUCCUUAGUGGCAGGGCUGGACCACUAUGACCUGCAAGCAGCUGAGGCAGACUAAGGAUGGGGGGGAUGGACAAGAGGGUUACUGGACCACCUCUUAUCCCUUCAAUAAAAGACCCUAGUCUCCCCUA